Choloepus didactylus (southern two-toed sloth) is the source of this 1378-nucleotide messenger RNA. RefSeq names its product farnesyl diphosphate synthase (gene FDPS). Gene Ontology annotation, cellular component: cytoplasm. The record is from RefSeq and is a predicted model, not a curated record. The transcript has 10 exons. Lineage: Eukaryota; Metazoa; Chordata; Mammalia; Pilosa; Megalonychidae. The coding region runs from base 51 to 1322 and encodes 423 amino acids. Gene Ontology annotation, molecular function: dimethylallyltranstransferase activity; (2E,6E)-farnesyl diphosphate synthase activity. Gene Ontology annotation, biological process: trans, trans-farnesyl diphosphate biosynthetic process.
CUUGCCCCUGCAGGGAGUGCUCGGUGCCCCCUCCCUAUGCCACCUCUGCGAUGCCCCUGUCCCGCUGGCUGAGAUCUGCGGGGGCCUUCCUGCUGCCAGCCCCCUGCUGGGUGCCCAGGGAGAGGUGGCUGGGUUCCCUGCAGCGGCACGGGCAGCCCUCCCUGGUGUACGGGUGCCCAGUCCUGGGGGUCUGGCACGGUGCCCGCCGCUGGUGCCAAGCGUGUACAGAGGCGCCUCGAGCACUUUGCUCCUCCCUCAGAAUGAAUGGAGACAAGAAAUCUGAUGUUUAUGCCCAAGAAAAGCAGAAUUUCAUCCAACACUUCUCCCAGAUUGUCAAGAUGCUGACCGAGGAUGAGAUGGGGCAUCCAGAGACAGGAGAUGCUAUUGCCCGGCUCAAGGAGAUCCUGGAGUACAAUGUCAUUGGAGGCAAGUACAACCGGGGUUUGACGGUGCUGGCAGUGUUCCAGGAGCUGGAGGAACCAAAGAAGCAGGAUGCUGAUAGCCUCCAGCGGGCCCUGACUGUGGGCUGGUGUGUGGAACUGCUCCAAGCAUUUUUCCUGGUAUCAGAUGACAUUAUGGAUUCAUCCCUCACCCGACGGGGACAGCUCUGUUGGUAUCAGAAGCCAGGCAUAGGUUUGGAUGCCAUUAAUGAUGCCAUACUGCUGGAAGCGUGUAUCUACCGCCUGCUGAAGCUCUAUUGCCGGGAGCAGCCCUAUUAUCUGAACCUGAUCGAGCUGUUCCUGCAGAUUUCCUAUCAGACUGAGAUUGGGCAGACGUUGGACCUCAUCACAGCCCCCCAGGGCAAUGUGGAUCUUGGCAGAUUCACUGAAAAGAGGUACAAAUCCAUUGUCAAGUACAAGACAGCUUUCUACUCCUUCUACCUUCCUGUAGCUGCUGCCAUGUAUAUGGUGGGCAUUGAUGGGGAGAAAGAGCAUGCCAAUGCUGAGAAGAUCCUGCUGGAGAUGGGAGAGUUCUUUCAGAUUCAGGACGAUUACCUUGACCUUUUUGGGGACCCCAAUGUGACAGGCAAGAUUGGCACUGACAUCCAAGACAACAAGUGCAGUUGGCUGGUGGUUCAGUGUCUGCAACGGGCCUCUCCGGAACAGCGCCAGAUCCUGCAGGAGAAUUACGGGCAGAAGGAGGCUGAGAAGGUGGCCCGAGUGAAGGCGCUGUACGAGGAGAUGGAGCUGCCAGCUGCCUUUACGCAGUACGAGGAAGACAGUUACAGCCGCCUUCUGGGUCUCAUCGAGCAGUACUCUGAGCCCCUGCCCCCGGCUAUCUUCUUGGGGCUGGCGCACAAGAUCUACAAGCGGAAAAAGUGACCCAAGAGACUCGAGGGCUGGAAGGGGAGGCUUUUAAUAAAUUAGUCUAAACUUCC